This is a messenger RNA of Osmia bicornis bicornis, 1899 nucleotides long. RefSeq lists its product as uncharacterized. The transcript has 3 exons. The record is from RefSeq and is a predicted model, not a curated record. Gene Ontology annotation, molecular function: nucleic acid binding. NCBI's taxonomy places the organism in Eukaryota, Metazoa, Arthropoda, Insecta, Hymenoptera, Megachilidae. The coding region runs from base 1 to 1899 and encodes 632 amino acids. Gene Ontology annotation, biological process: DNA integration.
AUGUUCCGUCAGAUAGCCGUCCAUCCUGACGAUCGAGAUUGGCAGCGCAUACUGUGGAGAGACGAAGCUGGAAACGAAGUCCGCGACUUUCGUUUAACCACGGUCACCUACGGGACAACUUCAGCCCCUUACCUUGCUCUACGAGUUCUACAACAGCUGGCAGACGAUGAGGAACAACGAUUUCCUUUGGGCGCAGCCAUCUUACGUCGAAAUUCCUACGUGGACGACCUGUUGGCUGGAGCCGACGAUCCUGCCAAGGCUGAGGAGUCUCGACAGCAGCUAAUCGGCAUCCUCAUGGCCGGUGAGCAACGAUGCGGAGACGCUAGGACUGACUUGGAAUGCGGUGGCAGACACGCUUACUGUUACCUCGGCCAAAUCGGACCAACCGUCAACCAUCCGAACUUGGACGAAACGACUCGUCCUUUCUUACACUGCUCGACUCUUCGAUCCGCUUGGAUGGGCCUCACCAGUAUUCAUACGCGCCAAAACACUACUGCAAGAUCUUUGGUUAUCAGGAGCAGAUUGGGACGAACCGCUUUCAGUCCGCCUGGAGGAGUCGUGGCUUCAGUUUCGUCAAGAUCUGGAAGAGAUGACUGCGGGAUCAUUCGUGUGGGUGGAAGAUUGGAUCAUGCAUCGCUCACCUACGAUCAACGGCAUCCAAUCCUCGUUCACCGUCGGUCUAAUUUGGCUGAGCUAAUUGUUCGGGCAGCACACGCUCAGACUCUUCAUGGUGGCCUCACGUCGACACAAAGCUUCGUCCGUCAAACGUACUGGAUUCCGCAGGACCGCACUCUCCUCAAACGCAUCCUAAGAAAUUGCGUACGCUGUGUAAGAUUCCAAGGUAACACGGGUACGCAGCAAAUGGGCUCCUUACCUGCUUCACGAGUCCAGCCUGCCAGGGCCUUCCUUCGCAGUGGGGUCGACUAUGCUGGCCCAAUCACCCUCUGCAUGUCAAAGGGUCGCGGCCAGAAGACGGUCAAGGGCUACAUCGCCGUGUUCGUCUGCCUCUGCACCAAAGCUGUCCACCUGGAGCCAGUGUCCGACCUGUCUGCGUCCGCGUUUAUCGCGGCCUUCCGACGGUUCGUCGCGAGGCGAGGACGCUGUGCUCACCUCUUAAGCGACAACGCGACGAAUUUUCGGGGUGCAGAUGCGCAGUUGAAAUCUAUGUUCAAACGAGCUUCUGAAUUUUACAGGGAGGUUGCUGAGCUAAUCGCCAACGAAGGAACGAAUUGGGAAUUUAUUCCACCCUACUCACCUCACUUUGGCGGCCUGUGGGAGGCGGCGGUGAAAUCCGCGAAGAGGCAUCUUCUUCGGUCAGUAGAGGGUCACAGGCUGACCUUCGAAGAACUGACAACAUUAUUGUGCCAGGUGGAAGCGUGUUUAAAUUCACGACCGUUAUCACCACUCACGAACGACCCCAAAGACUUCUCCGCACUAACACCGAAUCACCUCAUUACGGGUCACUCACUGUCGGCGAUUCCGGAAUCACCGGAAAAUUUAAAUUUCGACGGAGGACACAAAAGGUGGGCCCUCGUACAAAAAUUAAUUGAACAUUUUUGGCGUAGGUGGAGUAAAGAAUAUCUGGGCCAACUGCAACACCUUCCGAAGUGGCGGAAGGCGCUUCCUAACCUCCAACUCGGAACCCUCGUCUUGCUAAAGGAGGACUCGACACCACCAACUAAAUGGCCGAUGGCGCGCGUCGUGAAGGUCCACGAGGGAAAAGAUGGCCUAACACGUGUGGCGACCGUCCAGACUGCUACCAGACUGACCACACGUGCAAUCACACGGUUGAUUCCACUCGUGUCGCCGAACGAUACGGACAACGCUACGGCUAAGAAGACGUCUCAUGAUACGUCUGUCACGGCGGGCGGCGGCACUCUACCGGCAGACGAGCAGUGA